Molecule: messenger RNA, 530 nt
Organism: Wasmannia auropunctata (little fire ant)
Lineage: Eukaryota; Metazoa; Arthropoda; Insecta; Hymenoptera; Formicidae
Exons: 2
Coding region: 88-420 (110 amino acids)
Source: RefSeq, a predicted model, not a curated record
ACUUUGGACCUAAGAAACAAUCAUAUCAACGAAUUAAGUCCGUCAAUAAUUUACGGGAAUCUUUCCUGGGAAACUGUAGGGACCAACAUGGUAGCUGGUGGACUGCAAGUAUCAGGCAAUCCGCUCGAAUGCGACUGCGAGAUUGCAUGGCUGAGUUUGUGGCUACGUAGAUGGCUCAGAGAGUCUCGACAGAUUCACACAGCGUCGCAAUCCGAUGCCAGACAACUCAGGACCAUAGCCGGCCGAGCUGUGUGCACGGAGACAACUCCGUCUUACUCCUCUGACAAGGUCUUGCUGACUCUCGGCACGCCGCAUACCGCUUGCCAAGCGUCCGCUCUCAGCUCGGGAAAUUACGAACGACUGGCGACAGCCUGGUUGGCCUUCGUCAAAUUCUUCAUCCUCGUUUUCAUUGCCAAUUAAUUACGAAUUUAUACCAUGACAUUUCCUUGGGCCUAGUCUUCAAAGUUCACAACGUGAUCUUUUUUUAUGUAAGAUUUACCAAUAAAAGUAGUUAAAUAAUUAUGAGAAAA